Molecule: messenger RNA, 885 nt
Organism: Cooperia oncophora
Lineage: Eukaryota; Metazoa; Nematoda; Chromadorea; Rhabditida; Trichostrongylidae
Source: the annotation of a GenBank genome assembly
AUGCUGUGCAAGGAAACCGCAGCGGCUGCCGGGAACAAAGGACGCUACUAUAAAGGCUUGAACAUAUACUUGCGAUUGCCAUUCUCCAUCAUGCUGGGACUGAGAAGCUGGGAAGAACUGCGGCACAUAUUCCGGCUUAGAUAUCCUUCUGAGGCUACAGGCUCUUCCGAACCUAUCACUAAGGACGCCAUGUUACUUCGUGGAAGUCGCCUUCGGAAUACCACCUUUAUCGAAGGAAUAGUGCUGUACGCAGAACACCUUCCUUUCAUUUGCCAGACACCUUCACAAUACCUCGUUACGUGUGAACUGUGCGGGGAGGACUGUGUGGGGAAAGGCUGGUGGACCACUAUGCCUAGAAUUAAGGAAUACUUUGGUGGUCUGGAAAAGUCAAAACUCUUGGUGAACGAGAGGCUCUAUCAUGGGGAUGUGGAUAUGGAAGUGGAGAUACGGUAUUGGCACGUGAACAAGAAAUCUCAGCGCGUAGAACGCUCAAAGCAUUGUCACGACACGAAGGUCAUGAUGAAUAAUGGACGAGCUCCACACAAGGUCUCCGGUAUCGAACUACUGACGAAUCGAUUCAUUUUACUAUGCAUGGCUAUCCUUACCUCUAUGGUUAUUGGUAGUGCUCUGAUGUCUGGAAUUUGGUUAGGCGACCAUCCCCCACUAAGUAAUGGCAGCAGAGUCGCGCCGGUUAUUGUGCCUAUUUCUUUGUACAUUACCGUCGAAAUAAUCAAGCUCGCCCAGAUUUUCUUCCUAAGCCAGGAUAUUGAGCUGUACGCCGCAGAAUCGGUCAUCCCAUCUACUGCUUGGUGCUGGUACACAACACAGAAUGCUCGCCGUGGAUUCAACGCAAUCAAGCGCAAAGGGAUACCUUUGGAUCCAUAG